Molecule: messenger RNA, 1859 nt
Organism: Physcomitrium patens
Lineage: Eukaryota; Viridiplantae; Streptophyta; Bryopsida; Funariales; Funariaceae
Product: membrane-anchored ubiquitin-fold protein 3
Molecular function (GO): protein binding
Source: RefSeq, a predicted model, not a curated record
UUUUUUCCUUUUUGCCUCGUCGAUCAACCAGCGCCACGACCACCACCUCCACCAUCUCAUCAUCCAAGUCUUGCUGCUGCAGCAGGGAAGAAGAUGUGAAGGCCUAGGGUUUUGCUUUUUCGCUCCCCGCACUCCGAGUGCGCUAACUACACAUCCCGCAGCGACGUCCUACCUUGUAGUGCCCCCUAGCUAGACAGCCUGUGGAGCUUUUAGGCGAGGGGAGGGGAGUUGAGCGUGCGUGGAGGACGAGGGGGAUUCAGAAGCGACAGCGCGAGGGGACUGUGGAAUGGAUGUGCAAGAGCGAUAGGGGGGAGCUCAUGACGGGGUGCUGCCGCAGCUGAUGCUGCUGCUUGUGGAGCUGUUGGGAAUCGGGGUUAGCUGUGGCGGAGGUGGUGUGAGUACAAUUAGGGCCUAGGUGGCUGUAAACUCGAGGGGAUUGGCUCUUGAUCUGGUGGAGGCAGCGGCGAAGCGCUAGUAGUUUAACGUGGCCUGGGGCUUGACGUCUUAGUGUUUUUGCAACGGUGUUAAUUAUAAGUAGGUUAUUUGGAAGGUAUGUCUGUGAUGUCUUUGGAGGAGCCAGUGGAGCUUAAGUUCCGUUUAUAUGACGGAACUGACAUUGGUCCCAACAAAUAUCCCCCGGCAACUACUGUAGCCAACAUCAAAGAGAGUAUCCUCAACCAUUGGCCAAAAGAGAAACAAAAUGGUCCGAAGUCGAUUCACGACCUUAAAUUGAUAAAUGCCGGUAAAAUUCUGGAGAAUAGCAAAACUCUUGCUGAUUCCAGAGUACUGUUGGGGGAAAUUCCGGGAUGUGUGAUUACCAUGCAUGUUGUCAUACGGCCACCUACGAAUGAUAAAGCUAGUGCAGGAAAACAGCAGUCUGAAACUCCCAAGAAUAAACCGUGCUGCUGUACAAUACUUUAGCCUUCUGGAAGCGCUUUGCAUGUGUAGGAAGGGGAAUCUGAACCAAAGCGUGAUGUCAUAGGUCAAAGUACGAAACACCUGGGUGAUGAGGCAGUUGUGUUUGCUGCCCCAAGUUCAAAUCAAAGACGAUGUUGACGUAGUGCAUAGUUGCUCUGGUGGUGGUGGUGGUGGUGGUGUGUUCGUCACUCAAAAAUCGUCACAAUUAGUCAGCAGACGUUGCUCCAGACCUGGUGAUAUCUAGGUCAGUGUGAAUACAGCAGUAACUUGCUGUGAGCAUUCCUUUCAUUGCAAUAUUUUUGCGAGUGUUUCUUGGGAGUGGAGCAUGGACCACAUGGAAAGAGACAAAGACCUCGGGCAAGCCAAGAUUAUUGAGUCUUUUUGUCCUGGAGCAUCACCUAGACAGUUAGAGAAUGCACGUUGAAGUCCUACAUAGGAAAGAUGUGCAGCUGUAUACAAUAAUAUGGUGCACAUUAGGUUGUGCAUGGCCUGCCGAUGUAUGGCCUUCUCAGAGGAUAUGAGCAUGUUUGUGCUUUGCUGAGAGGCCUUGCAUAAGGUCAACUUUCAGGACCUGUCCGCUCAUGUGUCUCAUUGUGUGAAUUGUCAUGUCUGCUCUCCCUUACCUACAAUCGGAGAAAGGUUCGAUUGGAGGCAGGUAGAACAUCUUGCUUUGCCUUAUACGUUAGAUUCGUGCACGUGGAAGAGUUUAGUACGACGAAAACCUUAGGUUCUCAUAUUUGUGACCUACUUAGCUGACUCUAGACAUGCAUUUACUGUUCACCCUUUAAUUAUGUAUAGUUAUAUAAAACUAGUACGUAUUGUGGAGAUGAACUAGAUCAGUGCUGGUAGUGCAAGUUUUACAGCAUUGUCUGCACAUGACUUUUUGUAUGAUACAUUUCUUAAGUUUUCACCUUAAUAUUGAAGCAUUGGUUCAAUUUCUA